ACACAAGAAAAUGAAUUGAAUUGGCAUGAUCAGUUGGACUUCUGUCAUGAGCUUUUGUUGACUACCCGUACUCCAAUCUCCAAUUGGUUGCAUAUGAACAAAAUCGAUUCCAUCUCAACGAUUUAGGUUUAUGAUUCGUCUGCUGUUGUAGUUCAAGUUCAAUUCAGAAAGAAAUGGACAAUCAAGUCAUAAUCGCAGUUUUAAUCUCGUUUUUCAUCGCCUUUAGAGCUUACAGGAAGAACUCUCUAGAUGUUUCCGGCGCAUUCGCCGGGUUCUUUGUUAUGGUUGUUCAUCUCUCCGUCAAUUACAGGUUUGGAGCGAUGUUGUUAGCCUUCUUCUUUUCAUCGUCGAAGCUUACUAAAAUGGGGGAGGAUAGGAAGCGGAGUUUUGAUGCUGAUUUCAAAGAAGGAGGUCAACGAAAUUGGAUACAAGUUCUAUCCAACAGUGGAAUUGCUACCGUCUUAGUUGUAGCAUUCUGGAAUUUGACAGGAUCACAGGAUACAUGUUUGAACUCAAAAGAAUCAUAUCUCAUAACAUCUCUUGUUGGUGGCCUGAUUGGUCAUUACUCAUGUUGUAAUGGAGACACUUGGUCCUCUGAGCUUGGGGUACUAAGUGAUGCACAACCACGGCUAAUCACUACGUUUAAGCCUGUUCGUAGGGGUACAAAUGGUGGUAUAACAAAAGCCGGUCUUCUAGCAGCUGCAGCAGCAGGAAGUGUCAUUGGACUAGCAUUUGUUUUACCUGGACUUUUCUCAACAAGUUGCACAAAUGAUGUGUUCUUGAAACAAUUACUCGUGAUACCUCUUUCAACUCUAGCAGGACUUGCAGGAAGUCUAAUUGAUUCCCUUCUAGGAGCAACUCUGCAAUUUAGCGGAUUCUGUAGUGUCCGUAAUAAGGUUGUAUCGAAACCAGGACCAACGGUGAAGCGGAUCUCGGGUCUGAGAAUUCUGGACAACAAUGGUGUGAACCUUGUAUCAAUAUUGUUGACUUCAAUGUUGACCUCCUUCAUCUGCUUAUACAUCUUCUGAAGCUGGCAUAUGAAGUAAAAUCAUGUGAGUUGACAGCACAAUUUUUACCCUUUUAAAAUUCUGUCAAAUAGUGCCUGCAAUUCAUGUUGUAUCCUUCAUUCUGAAACCUAUGGCAAAUUCUCAUCAAUAAUCACCAAUCACCAUUGAUUUGAAUU
Molecule: messenger RNA, 1183 nt
Organism: Cynara cardunculus var. scolymus (artichoke)
Lineage: Eukaryota; Viridiplantae; Streptophyta; Magnoliopsida; Asterales; Asteraceae
Product: protein PGR
Exons: 5
Coding region: 174-1028 (284 amino acids)
Cellular component (GO): membrane
Source: RefSeq, a predicted model, not a curated record